AUGCCAAUUAUCAAGUUCGUUGCAUUCGGGAGCAUCAAGUUAGAAAGAGCGUCAAAGGUCUGCCAGAAUCCACCCACGAUUUCCAUAUUGGUUUGCUCAAAAAAUCCACUAUUGCAAAGGGAUGAACCAGAGGAUCGUGGCCCCUGUAAUAUUACGAAUUCUCACAACGAAUUAAUUCAAGGAGUUGAACAAUCCGUUCCGCCGGAUCAACAAAUAGACGAUUAA
Messenger RNA from Funneliformis caledonium, 225 nucleotides. The record is from the annotation of a GenBank genome assembly. NCBI's taxonomy places the organism in Eukaryota, Fungi, Glomeromycota, Glomeromycetes, Glomerales, Glomeraceae.